Messenger RNA from Vespa mandarinia (Asian giant hornet), 1385 nucleotides. It is a transcript of the gene fbp, whose product is annotated as fructose-1,6-bisphosphatase. Gene Ontology annotation, biological process: fructose 6-phosphate metabolic process; fructose 1,6-bisphosphate metabolic process; gluconeogenesis. NCBI's taxonomy places the organism in Eukaryota, Metazoa, Arthropoda, Insecta, Hymenoptera, Vespidae. The record is from RefSeq and is a predicted model, not a curated record. Gene Ontology annotation, molecular function: fructose 1,6-bisphosphate 1-phosphatase activity. Gene Ontology annotation, cellular component: cytosol; cytoplasm.
AGCUAUUGAUGUAGAAUAGAGCUUAUAUAAUGCGAUGUCUUGCAAAACAACUUUAGUCUCUAUUGAAAUACUGAACCAUUCGAUUUUGUGACGUUCCUCACUCAUCAAGAUGACAUCAAACAAUACUUUUGAUUCAAAUUGUAUGACUCUUACGAGAUUUGUUCUUGACGAACAGCGUAAAUUUCCUACGGCAACUGGUGAUCUUAGCCAAUUGUUAAAUAGCAUACAAACCGCCGUAAAAGCUGUUAGUUCAGCUGUGAGAAAAGCCGGUAUUGCAAAUAUGUAUGGCAUAGCUGGUAAUAUAAAUAUUCAAGGCGAAGAGGUAAAAAAAUUAGACAUUUUAAGUAACGAACUCUUUAUUAACAUGUUAACGUCUUCGUUCACAACCUGCAUUCUCGUCAGUGAAGAAAAUAAAAAUAUGAUUGAGGUUGAAACGGAAAAACAGGGUAAAUACAUCGUGUGCUUCGAUCCUUUGGAUGGCUCCUCAAAUAUCGAUUGUUUGGUGUCAGUCGGAUCGAUAUUCGGAAUUUAUAAAAAAUUAGAUAACACCAAUAGUUCCAGUGUUUCUAACGCUCUUCAGCCAGGCCAAAAUAUAGUUGCUGCUGGUUACGCGCUUUAUGGUUCGGCCACUAUGAUUGUUCUUUCCAUCGGACAUGGAGUUAACGGAUUUAUGUACGAUCCAGCGAUCGGAGAAUUCAUUUUAACUGAAAAAAAUAUGCGUAUACCAGAGAAAGGAAAUAUUUACAGUAUUAACGAAGGAAAUGAGAGUACGUGGGAUUCAACUAUAAAAGAUUAUAUUCAUUCCAAAAAAUACCCGAGUAACGGUAAACCAUAUAAUUCUCGAUACGUUGGUUCAAUGGUUGCUGAUGUACAUAGGACUAUUAAAUAUGGAGGAAUUUUCUUGUAUCCUUCAACGAAAAACAAUCCCAAUGGCAAGCUACGUCUUUUAUAUGAGAGCAUACCAAUGGCUUAUAUAAUAAAAGAAGCAGGAGGUCUCGCAUCAAAUGGAAAAAUCGAUAUUUUAGAUAUAAUUCCGGAAAAUAUUCAUCAAAGAUCACCAGUUUUCUUAGGAUCCAAAGAUGAUGUUCAAGAUGUGUUAGAGUUUCUAAAGAAAGCCAAAUCAUAAAACUUAAAUUAAGUUUAUAUAUCGUAAUUUGAAAUAUUUUCAAAAUUAAAUCUUGAAUCAAAAUCAUUGAAUUCAAGAAUUUUCAUUUGUAUCAAUAAACGCAAUAUAAAAUUUGGAAUUAUUUAUUGAAUAACACAAAGAAAACAUGAAAAUUAUUGUAUUGGGAGUAGGUUUCCAAAUAAAAAAUUUGUGAAAUAGAUCAUAUUAUGUAUACGAUAUUAGUACGUUAUAGCACAUAAUACAUUUUAUAUAUAAUUAA